UUUGGGGACCCCCCCGCCAUCCCCCCCCGCCACCCCCCCCCGCCGGGAGCGCGCGCGCCGCAUUGUGCCGGGGGCGCGCGGGGAUGGGGGGGGCGGGGGCGCGCGCGGCCGCCGUCGGGGCCGCGCCUCGGGGGCUCCCCUUGUGUGUGUGCCUGCGCGGAGCCGCGGCCGCAGCGCAGCCCAGCCGGCCGCCAUGGAGGAGCUGAGCAGCGUGGGAGAGCAGGUCUUCGCCGCCGAGUGCAUCCUCAGCAAGCGGCUCCGCAAGGGCAAGCUGGAGUACCUGGUGAAGUGGCGAGGCUGGUCCUCCAAGCACAACAGCUGGGAACCUGAAGAGAACAUCCUCGAUCCAAGGCUCCUCCUCGCUUUCCAAAAGAAGGAACACGAGAAAGAGGUGCAGAACCGGAAGAGAGGCAAGCGACCCAGGGGCAGGCCCAGGAAGCACGUGGAACCAGAGAUGCCUCCAAAAACCAAGUCAAGUAGCUCCUCCUCCUCAACAUCCUCCUCUUCUUCUUCCUCUGAAGAAGAGGAUGAAAGUGACCUGGAAGCGAAGAGAGGUCCUCGAGGCAGAGAGACUCACCCAGUACCUCAGAAGAAAGCCCAGAUCCUGGUUGCAAAGCCAGAUACGAAAGACAGUUCCCGAAAGAAGCGUGGACGGAAACCUCUUCCCCCGGAGCAGAAAGCAGCUCGACGGACCGUGAACCUGACAAAAGUGCUAAAAACGUCGCGGAAGGAGGCGGGCGGCAGCGCCAAAUUGAUGGGGAAAGUGCAGCCCCAGCACAGCGCGCAGGGCGCGGGGAUCGCCGUGCUGAAGGACGCCCCGGGCACGCUGGCCGGACUCAGCUCGGCGUCGUCCGCGGAAAACCUGCCCAGCAUGAUGAAGAGCGGUUCCACGAGCCCGAGCCGGGCCAUCAGCUGGCAGAGCUCGAUCGUGCACUACAUGAACAGGAUGUCCCAAAACCAGAACUCGGCGGAGACCUCACCCCUGGGCAGGCUGGCGCUGAAGUCACAGGCAUCCAGUAAGAGCGGCUUAGGGUUGGACUUAAAAAUGAGGAACCAGAAAGGGUCUGGGGAGCUCGGGCUGAACAUACAGGGACCCAAAACUGCUAAGGGUCCUAGCGGCGGUGCUGGGGGGGACCAGAAAUCAGGGUUUGCUGCAGGAGCCCAAAUACUACACAACGGCAGCAAGGCGCCCGUGAGUUCAUCUGUUCCUGGCAGCCAGUUGGCGUCCAGUCAGGAGCUGAACCUCCAAGCCUUAAACUUGCAGAGUGUCAAAAACGGGCAGAAUCCAGCCGGCGGAAGCAGCCUCUCUCGUCACGUUUGCAACGCUCUCUCCAAAAGCUCCGGCAGCACGGCUGCGAGCAUGGGUGCUGCCAUCGGGAAGGGUGGCGGAGCGGGUGCCGGACUGAAUGUUACGAGCAGCGGGGUGCUCUCGGGGGGGGACGGCUGCAAGGGCGACAAGCAAGCACACAGGGCAGUCGCUGGCGAGAGGGACUCGGCCAAAAGUGGUGCAGCUGGCAUGCCAGAGGGGCACGCAGCCGCGGAGAACCGCAAGCCAGGAGCCCUUUCUGAAGUGAGCACGGGCGAAGAGACCAGCUCGGAUUCCGAUCGGGAUUCUGCUUCCUUCCCUGGCGUGGGGCAGAACAUGUCCGUUUCGAUCCAGACCAGCCAGGACUGGAAGCCCACCCGCAGCCUCAUCGAGCACGUCUUUGUCACAGAUGUCACAGCUAACCUGAUCACAGUGACAGUCAAGGAGUCCCCUACCAGCGUGGGUUUUUUCAACCUACGGCAGUACUGAGCCAGGGAGCGCGAGACGAGAGAGAAGGUUCCUUCAGCCUCUCCCUUAGCUUUGCCCAGCUCUCCCAUCAGGUUUUUCUUUCUUUAAGUGAAUGCCAUGUGCGGAGGUGAAAAUCCUGCCCUGCCCCUCUCGGCAGCCGGCCGGGAGCAGUGCCUUUGUAUUCUGCAAUGAGGCGUCCUGUGCUGCAGCCGGUGCUGUCUCGGACGCUGUCUGUAGCAUCUUGGAGACCUCCUGAGACCUCCUGAGACUUGUGUUCAGGGGGGCUAAGAAGAAAGCUGCAGUGAAACCUGUUCAGAACUGCCAGGGAACAAGAUGGAUUCCGCCUUGCUUUUUCUUCCUCCUCCUUUACAGCAGGUGCCCCCAGAUGGGGUGUAAUUAUUGCCAUUCCCCAGACGCAGAGGUGCUCGUGCUGCUGGGAGGUGACAGGCUGGCACGUUUCGAGCCAGGUUUCACUGUACCUGGUUUCUUUGCUUUACAGCUUGAAAUGGCAGAACACAAGGUUUGCAGCUCUCUGGCAGUAGCGAGGGGUGUGGAGAUGCUGUGUAACAGGCUUAUACUCGGAAGAGGAAAAGGAGUUCCUUUUCUUUCCUCUAGGCUCUCCGUGAAGCUGUCUGUGAGCCGUUAGGACAGUCGCAAGUCAAUCCAAAUGAGACAGCCAAUGUCCCCCGCAUGCAGAGGGCUGCUGGGGGGUAGCUGUAGUAUGGGGGUUUUUCAGGGUACAUUAAGCCCAGCCGCCCUCCUGGGCUAGGUCAGUUCCAAUGAUGGUGAAGUCCACAGCGUUUCUGUUGUGAUUUCCAGCUGAUAUGGAUCUAUUGUUUACAUUUUUUAUUAAAAAAAAAUCGUUUUUUUGGAGGGAGGGGAAUAAACUCGGCCCUCACCGUCUCGGAAGGACGGAAUCCUGGAUGCCCCUGACGAGACACGGCGUCAAGGGCAGCUCUCGCAGAGCGGCGGGGGGCCGCAGGAGAUGCCUCCUUGCUGCCCGGAGUGGGUCCUCGCUCGGAAGGGGGAGAGCCAGCGUGAGCUGCUCCUUUCUUUGCAGUGACUUGGCUUUCAGAUGAAAGAGCAGCCCGAGUCCAGAAGAUUAAUUGUUGUACAGCCCAGUGAGCCUCAGAGCCACUCCUCUGCCUUGUCCCAGCAUCGCUACCAUUUUACCUCCACAUUCAGCAGUUUCCAGGCACUUGCAGGGAUCAAGUUGGGGAUGGUUUUUUUUUUUUUUUUUUUUAAAGUCCUGCAGAACAUGCAAACGCUCCUGACGGUGAUCAGGCUGUUACUCGGACUUGCAGUUGUCUUUGAGGUUAGUGCUGAAGCUCAGCUAAAAACCAGAGCUUGCGAAGAGACGGGGGGGUCGCCGAGCUCCUGCUGCUGGCAGGCCGGGGCCCCCGCGGAGGCCAGCUGGGCUCGGCACUGCAGGCAGGUCGCGCGCCUCGGCCGCUUGCGGGGUUUCGGUUAUGCUGAUCGUUUACCUUUCUCUCCAACCGGAGGGCUCCGAAGCCGGCGGAGGACAACACGUGCCCAGGUUGUCUGGAGCAGCGGGACGGGACGGGGAGCAGAGGCUGAGCAGGAACAAAGGCCCCGGGAAGGGCAGCCGGAGUCGCCCGCGGCUCCCACCCUCGGCCGUUCCCCGAGGAGCAGCAGGGCCUUCUGCAGCCGUUCUCCUUUGUCUUUCCAUCCUGUGCCAGCAGCAGGGUUGUUAAUUUUGGCUUGUAAUUGCAACCAAUAAUGGCUUUUUUACUGAGGUCUUUUUCCCUAUUAUAGAUUACUCUUACAAGCCAAAAUUAACAGCACUAGUUCAGACAAAGUUCAGUAGCAUUUGAGGUCAUUUUCUUUUAUUUCUGUUAAUGCUCAGCUCCUUUUUCAGAGAAGAGAAAAUGCCUGCGAUCUGUCAGGUCUCUCUGGAUACGUAAUUUGGAAGUGCCUCCCAAGGUCUCUGCUGUAAGUGUCUCCCGGGGGGGUGUCCAGUGCGUCUGCCUGUUUAGCUACUGCUUCCGUGUGGAUCAUUCGCUUUCUAGCUCACUGAUCUGGCGCAAGGACAUGCAUCUUAUUUUGCCACAGACUGGGGCACUUGUAGUAUUGGUACAGAGCGAUGCAGCGAGGUAAAUGGACCAAACUAGGGGUACACGUAUUUCUGAAACCCUUGCGUCCGUCAGACACUGCGGUCAGGUUGGAAAUGCUGCCUCCCAGGCUGCUGGCUCGUGGCCGUGCAACUCUCAGGUGGAAGGAAAGCUCAGCAGUGGUUGCACUUGCUGCUUGGUUGUUAAAGGGAUGGUUGUUCCCCGAGUGGUAGCUGCAGCCAUUGCCAGGAAAGACUCCUGUGAUCUAGAAACAGUUUCCUUUAGAUUUUGUAUUUAUUUUGCAGCCCUCCUGUUGGUCACGGCUUUGGUUUUGUUGUCUUAUGGAGCCUAAGUUUGGGGUCCUGCAUGAGUUGACAGCAUGCCUUCCAUUCGGCGGCGGGGGUGUAUUUUUGCCUUUGAACAGCGUCUGUGUAGACUGCUUGGGAGUCUUCAGUUCUUCUCUUGCGCAGCCUCCCAGCCUUGAAUGUCACUUCGCCGCUGUGUCAGCCUGCUUGGGGCUAGAGGGCUUUGCAUCCAGUUGCCUGCAAAAGGACUUGUGCAGCCUUGAGUCCGCAGCUGGCUGCACUUCCCCGAAACGUGCUGUGCUUGGCUUUGGGAGGCAAAGGGCCACGUGGAAAGAAAUGAGCAUUGUCCAUGAAGGAGGUUCCCGAAGGACCAGGUCUCCUUGGAACUCCGUGAUGCCAAAAUGUCGCAGUCUGUUCUGUUUACCUUGUAGUUUUUAACGUUACCAAACAAACUACAGUUGCUUUGAGAAGUCCAAGGAAAUGUUAGUCUGUGGUUGCAGAACUGAGCGCUCCAGGCACGGCCUUCGCUAGGUGUUCUCUCGUGCUGGGGACAUGAGCGUCUGCAGGGAAGAACCAAGGGAUUGCCGGGGUCUCGGAGGAAAGCCUGGCUCCCUUCCCCACUCACCAAAUAUUUGCUAGUUGGCCUUUCCUUUGCAAAUCCAAACUGAAUGACAAUGUGCCUUUUGGAACUGUCCUUAUUUCAGGCUUGUCUGUGGCGUUGGUCCCGUGACAGGUUUGUGCCUAUGCAAAGCUGGGUGGCCAUGGGGUCCCGCGGGCAGCUGCGACGCCGACGGGCAGAGGCGCUCCCGGUCCUCGGUGUGGCAGCCGGCAGUCCCGCGGGGCCCUCCAGCGCUGCAGGAGCCGGUCGAACGCUCCCGGAGAAGACGCGGGCUCGGCAGGGAUGCUCUUGCUGAGAAUAGGAUGUGGGGGCUGGUGCGUCCAAGCAACCCGCCAAAGUGCUGGGGGGAGAAAAAAGCCUUUGAGGAUGGUCUUGGAAAGGGUCAGGCCCUGAGAGUCCGUAACGAGGGACGGAAACGAGAGGCGGUGGCGGCGGGGCUCGCGGCUGAGCCGUGGCGGUGCGAGGGGGCUGGGCCGGCCCGCAGGGCCCCGGCGCUCCGCGGGAAGCCCCGAGCUCCCGGCGCUGCAGGUGCGCUGCGCUCGCCGCAGACCCGCCCGGAGCGGGCUGCUCCCUCCAGAGCACCCUGCAACAACUCAGACACGUUUUCCCAUCCGCUGGCUCCUUCGGGGCCAAAGUGAAGUUUCCCAGGGCCCUGGGCUUGUGCCCGGGAGGCCGAACAUCUCGGCAGCGAGUGGCUUUGUUCUUCGUCGCCCGCCGUCCACAGACGUUUCCUCUCUCGGUGGCGGAAGGGCUCUGCUGUUUCCCACUCUUGCUAUUGUGCCUUUCUGUUAACCAGCAGGUUUGAUUCCAAAGUUUUAAGGAUGGUGAAAAUGAUAAUCCAGAAAUUUCGCUAAACUUCAUCUCAUCCUGUCCUUCCCCAACCCCCUUUCCGACCUCACGUUUCAGGAUCUCGCCUCUCCCAGCACCGCUGGUGUGUGUUUGAGUGAGUUUCACGCUGAAGUUUGCCUCUCAAAGGCACAUUAUGUGAGUAACUUAAUGUAAUCUUUUGUGGACAGAGGUUGAAAGCUGGUGCAAAGUGUGUUUACCAGUCAAUACCAUUAGUAUUCAAGGUCUACCGUUUUUAUUUUUUAUUCUUUUUUAAGUUUGCUGCUAUGGGUUUGAGUGUUUAGCUGUAUGUCAAACAGCCAAUUAAAGGUUUGUCACUUGUCAUUUUCUAAGGGGUUUCCGAUGUGGAAAGUCCUGCAGUAUUUGUAUAUUGAAUGGAUAUUUUCUCCAGGCAUAAUCUGGUUAAGUAUACUUGUUGUUUUCCAUUGGACUGGAAGAGGUGGCCAAUUCAGUCAUCUUCCUUAGAAGUUUAGUAUAUUUUUAUAUAUAUAUUUUGUACCAAAAAACUGGAGUUUGUGGAGGAUUGGGGAUGGUUUGGGGGGGUUGUUUUGCUUUGAGUUUCUGAUCUGGGUGUGAAGGGCUCCGGAGCUGGAGAGAGAAGGUUUUUACUGAAAGAAAUUGAGGGAUGGAUGAAAACAAACAAUUGUUCUUGUAACUUGUGCCAGUCACUGGUCUGAUUUGUAUGUUUUAAUUAAAGAGAGAGCCAAAUCGUUCCUGUAUGACACUUAUAAUUGCUUUAAACUACAGCUGUUUGUUUGCUUUUAUUUUCAGAGAACAAAAGUUGGAGAUGUUAUUACCCUGGGAAAGCUUAAGUCCUUUGUUGGGGCAGGACAGCCGCCCAGCCCGCACCGUAACGAGGGGCUGCCCUGGCCCGAGCCUUGACUUGCUCGCGUUUUGUGAUACGUGUUUUCUAGUACUUUGGGACGUUAACGCUAGUUUAGACUCGAGACCUCUAGGCUGCUCCUAAUUUAUUUCGCAGGAAAACACUAGAAGAUGGUAUGUCAGGCGUUUUCUUUUUGUAUAACUUUUCCACUGCUGUUUUUUUAGUAUAUCAAUAAAUAUUUUUUUAAACUUUC
Dromaius novaehollandiae (emu) is the source of this 6692-nucleotide messenger RNA. RefSeq names its product chromobox 2 (gene CBX2). NCBI's taxonomy places the organism in Eukaryota, Metazoa, Chordata, Aves, Casuariiformes, Dromaiidae. The transcript has 5 exons. Gene Ontology annotation, biological process: negative regulation of transcription by RNA polymerase II. The record is from RefSeq and is a predicted model, not a curated record. The coding region runs from base 194 to 1795 and encodes 533 amino acids. Gene Ontology annotation, cellular component: PRC1 complex; heterochromatin.